This is a messenger RNA of Daldinia vernicosa, 609 nucleotides long. RefSeq lists its product as uncharacterized. The record is from RefSeq and is a predicted model, not a curated record. The coding region runs from base 1 to 609 and encodes 202 amino acids. The transcript has 3 exons. NCBI's taxonomy places the organism in Eukaryota, Fungi, Ascomycota, Sordariomycetes, Xylariales, Hypoxylaceae.
AUGGCGUCGAACCAAAAGCCCUUUUCGUUCCAGGAGGCCAUCGAGGUCAUAGAGAAGAAGGCCAGUCGCAAGGGCCUAGAGCACUACUUGUGCAGCCAACUCCACGCUGUAACUAUGGCGUUAGCACAGCGACCAAAGUCUUUCUCCUUAGCAAACUUCCACUGCUUGCUCUGCCGCACGAUCUGGACAAGCUGCUUUGCCGAUGAGAAGUAUCCAUGGUCAGAGGAUUCCCUCGUCAACUUCAUAGCCGCUAGCAACCUUCGUGAGCUAGUAGACCCAAAAGCGAUGCGUGCAGCAGCAGACGCGGCCGGGUCUAGUCGGAACUUGAAGCUCGCCUUCGAGAUAAUCCGCACCAACGAAGUACCGGGGGCCCACGAGAAGAAGUCCACAAAGCCAUCAGCCAAGCCUCCGAACAACGAGAACAAUCUAAGAUCCAAGAUCAAAACCAUUGUGGCCGACGUUUACAGAGUACGAACCACUCCGGCAUCACAACCCGCCCAUACUGAAGGCAUCUUAUCUCGACUUGCUGCUAUCGAGCAGCGCCUAGGCGUUGAGGGGGAGGUAGACAAUUCUAAAAUGGAGCCUGACGGGGGCAAGGCGCAGAGGUGA